Molecule: messenger RNA, 3342 nt
Organism: Frankliniella occidentalis (western flower thrips)
Lineage: Eukaryota; Metazoa; Arthropoda; Insecta; Thysanoptera; Thripidae
Gene: Pisd
Product: phosphatidylserine decarboxylase proenzyme, mitochondrial
Exons: 7
Coding region: 178-1410 (410 amino acids)
Biological process (GO): phosphatidylethanolamine biosynthetic process
Cellular component (GO): mitochondrion
Molecular function (GO): phosphatidylserine decarboxylase activity
Source: RefSeq, a predicted model, not a curated record
AGCGGGGGUGGAGGUGCAGGCAAGGCAGGGGCAGGGGGUGGUGGAUGGGCUGUGCUCCUACUGUUUCUAAGAAAGAAAGAACGAAGACCCCCUAACUUGCAAACAGUUCACUGUUAUCUCACAGCAGACAAAUACUUCUAAAGUUUCCAUUAUAUCCAUUUCCGUUCUGCUCUGAGAAUGGUAAUUCACACUAUACGAUGCACAGUUCCUCAAUGUUUUCUUCUUACUGGGCAGAAAACUUUCAACACAACACCUCAACUCAGAGAUGAUGUUUGUUACCCUACUGCCUCAUAUGGUACAAGCACAGAACCAUUGGUGGGACGAUGGCAGAGGUUUCAACGUUACAUUUCAAACUGGCGUCCUCUUCGUAUUGGGGCCUUUGGUCUUGUAUUGGUGGUCGCUGCCUUUCAGUGGAGACAAAGGUCCCAACCAGAGAAUCAAGUUGCCAAGAAGUGGGAGGUCACAUGCUAUCGCAUGAUUCCACUACGAGCUUCUUCUCGGGCUUGGGGUUGGCUGACCAAUUUGGAACUACCGCGCUUGAUUAGACCAUGGGUGUAUGGUUUUUAUGCAGACAUGUUUGGGUGCAAAAUUCAUGAGGCUGAAGUUGAGGAUCUGUACUGUUAUCCAUCGCUCUCUGAUUUUUUCUGCCGUCAAUUGAAAGAAAAUGCCCGACCCAUUGAUCCAAUAAGAAGCAUUAUAUCUCCUGCUGAUGGGCGGAUCUUGAAUUUUGGGCGUGUAGAUGGCUGUCAUGUUGACCAAGUGAAAGGAAUCAAAUAUUCUAUCCCUGCUUUUCUUGGUGAGCCAACAUGGCGCAGGACAAAGGACUUUCAAAAUUCUGGAGGUGAUGCCAAGGUGACUUAUGAUCCAACCAAGGUUGAUUGGAAUGAAUAUAAAAAACAGCUACUGCAAAACAAAGACACAGAUUUGUAUCAAUGUGUUGUAUACCUUGCCCCUGGUGAUUAUCAUCGUUUCCACUCUCCAGCUCAGUGGACUGUGAACUUCCGACGUCAUUUUCAAGGUGAUUUACUUAGUGUAAGUCCUCGAAUUGCUAAGUGGAUUCCUGAUUUAUUUUCAUUAAACGAAAGGGCUGUCUAUGUUGGCUCUUGGAAGCAUGGAUUUUUUUCUUUUGGUGCAGUUGGAGCUACUAAUGUUGGGAACAUUCGUGUUAUUUGUGAUGAGAGCCUACAUACAAACAUGCCCAAAUGGCCUAGAGGGCAGCCACUUCAGCGUGAUGCAUUCUUAGGUUCUCCUGAGAAGGGUAUUCCUUUCAAGAAAGGUGAACUGUUUGGAGAGUUUAGGUUAGGUUCUACUAUUGUGCUACUGUUUGAAGCUCCUAAAGAUUUUAUGUUUGACCUAGAAAAAGGUCAAAAAAUUGAAGUGGGCUCUGCCCUCAGUAAACUUUCGAAGUGAACUAUCUCCUAGAUCAAUUAAUUCAUACUAGUCUUCGUGUUUCAUUUGCUUGCUCUUUCAGUCCAUUUUUACAAGACUCAGCCAACAGUCAGCAGUUUGAUUUUGAUUGGAAGCAAAUGAAACACAUAGAUAUCAUUUGGUGUAUUAUACUUAUGUCUUUGCAGAAUAUGUAUGUGUAAUUUAAAUCAGCCAAUUGAAUACAGUAAACGCCGCUUAUAGCGCUCCCGUAUAUAACAUAAUCCCAAUGGCGCAAAGCUACACUGCAACUUUAGCGUUGCAAAUCGGCAUUAGGGGGGAAAUGCAUUUAACAUUUUCCCAGUAUGACGUUGGGAAAUCGGCACAAUUAGAGGCCAUGUUAUGAACGGCUUUUACUGUACCAUUGGUGCAGGUUUACCUUUUUUGGUGACUUGGUGAAAAUUUUAUUAGCCAUACAUGCAUCAUCAUUGUAGAUAUAUUUGUCAGAACAUGAACUUUAGAAGUCAGUUAAGGCUGAGGUAGUAAUUUAAAAUGUAUAAGGUUUUGUACAUUGUGUUCAAAAGUAACAGUACUUUGUGAUUGAUAUAAGUAUGCUGGUCUGGUUAGUUUUAUUUUAUAUUGCUAUUGAAAUCAGGCAAUGAUCUGAUACCUCUGUUUUUUAUCAUUUUGAGAUGGAUUGAUCUCAUUGCUUGUCCUAUGAGAGUGAAGUAGUUGUAUGACUGUAACAUUGUACAUUUAGGUGACCUCAAUUCUGUGAUGUUAUACAUUUCCUUACGUUCUUAAGUUUUGGAAAUGUAUUGUGAUAUCACUAAUCAACCAAUUUCAAAUACAGUAGUUUUAACUUUUCAAUGUCUGAAAAGUAGAUCAUUUCAUUCAACAGUGUGUACUGAAUUUACAGUCAUUUCUUGAACAGAUCAGAAAAGUUGUGUAAUUUUGAAAAGACUAUUAUGGAACAUUUCUUACUAAUAUAUUUUACUUUGUCAUUGUCUGAAGCACAUUAAGUGCUGUGGAACUUGCAAUGUCUGUGCUUGCUGACCAAGGCAUGAGUUUCUAUAACUUGACUAGUAUUUAAAGUCAAGAAUAGACAAAUGCCCAUUUGCUCAUUUCAACUUAAAUAGUUGUGUGGUACCUGAUAAUUUUAAUGAAGAUGUUAAUUAACUUCAUAUAUGCCUUUUCUGAAAAUGAAGUGCAUUUAUACAUGUAUAUUUUUUGUCUAUCAUUGUUAUUCAUGCCAAGAAUUUUCACAACUGGUUACAUUACACUGUGGCUUACACUGGUUUUAGAUAGGUAUUCAUCUCUGUAUUCAUUACAAACCCUGUUAAGAAAUUUACUGUGAAAAAGUCAUGGACCUUAACAUUACAUCACUGUUUGUUUUGUUGGUGAAAAUCUUAUUGUGGCCAGCCUUAUUCAUGAAUUAAAUCAGCUGGUUCUACAUAAAAAUGCUGUAAAGCACCUAUCUGUUGUGCUUAUUAUUAUCUUUACCAGCUGGAUGUUAAUAGAUUAUAACUGGUCUCAUGAUUGCUUACUGUAGUUGAUGCUUUGGCUUUUUUCCUGUGUUUGCUACUAUGUAUUUGUGUAUCUCAGAGACUAUGUUGACUUAUUCGCAUGUAAUUGUCUAUCUUUACUUUUUUGCAUCUGCACACAACUGUUCUCAGGAGGAAUGGAUUUUCAAAGAAAAAAACGACAGCUCCUAAAGUUUAAUGUUUUAACUUUUCCAUGACCCUUGUUUGAGUUUUAUUCUGAUCAGUAUUUUACAGAAAGAGGUGUUGAAGCGUCUAUUUUUUUAAUAACUCAUAAUUUUUCAGUGGUUGUCAUACCCAAAACAUCUUAAGAAGCUGAGGUGUGCGUCUAGGUGGCGCUUCGACUAAGACGGUAGUUGCAAUUGGUCAUUGAUAUUCUGUGUCAACCCCUUGCCAAAAUAAAAGCCUGAAUUGUGCAGGGCCUCAUUCCUCUCAA